CUCCCAUCUUCGUGAUUGAAAGGACAAACAUUAUUUGUUACUCUAUUGGAGGAAGUAAAUAUAAACACCCUUUUGUGUUGUUUUACCAUUCGGUCACGUAAAGAUGCUCUCUUAAGUUAAAGCACAAACAUAACAGGUCAUUAUAUCGUAGGCUUGGACCUUUUCACAGAAAAAGGAAAAGGAAAAAGCUGGGCUGGCCCAGAUUUAAGCUGUGCUGCCUAACUUGAUGGGCUAGAACUAUGUUGGCCCAAGGCUAGGUAAGCUGUCCCGUCCCCACUAUCGGCCGCUUCCUUUCCUCCAAAACUUAACCAAAUUAACCUCUGCAAAUUUUUGAAGGAAUUGGAUUGUCGCUCUCUUAUUUGUUCUUCACUCCACCGGCGCAAUCAACCAUCCAACGACUUCCCACUUUUUUUUUUUCAAAAAAGUCUAGCUCUCCAGAUCUCUCUGUUGGUACAAUCGAUUCAUUUUUUGAGCGCGGAAAUCUGUCCGUGAUCGGAGCCGGCAGAAUCCAACGAUGGAUAGCUUGCCGACGACGACGAAAUCUGACCGGCGAUGGAGAUCCAAGAACCUUCAGACCUCCAAACCUUCUCUAGUAAUGGCCUUCUUUUCUUGCCUCGCUUGGCUCUACGUUGCCGGCAGGUUGUGGCAAGAUGCGGAGAACAGAACAUUGCUCACUAAUCUUCUUAAGACGAAUUCCGCACAGACACCCAAGGUGCUUUCGGUGGAAGAUAAGCUAGCCGUCCUUGGAUGCAAGGACUUGGAGAGGAGGAUUGUAGAGGCUGAGAUGGAAUUGACAUUGGCCAAAAGUCAAGGAUACCUCAAGAACCAGUUGCCACAGUCCAAGUCGGCUGCCGGCAAAAAGCUUCUGGCUGUUAUCGGAGUUUACACCGGAUUCGGCAGUCGCCUCAACAGAAAUGUCUGUCGAGGGUCUUGGAUGCCAAAAGGUGAUGCCUUAGAUAAGCUGGAAGAGAGAGGAAUCGUGAUCAGAUUUGUCAUUGGUCGGAGUGCUAAUCGAGGUGAUAGCUUGGAUCGAAACAUUGACGAGGAAAAUCGCUCAACAGGGGAUUUCUUAAUUCUUGAAGGUCAUGAAGAGGCUCAAGAAGAAUUGCCUAAGAAAGCUAAGUUCUUCUUCAGCACUGCUGUGCAGAACUGGGAUGCAGAUUUUUAUGUCAAAGUUGAUGACCAAAUUAACCUUGAUCUCGAGGGAUUAAUUGGACUCCUGGAACGCCGCCGAGAUCAAGCCAGUGCUUAUAUGGGAUGUAUGAAGUCAGGAGACGUUGUAACAGAAGAGGGAAAACAGUGGUAUGAGCCAGACUGGUGGAAAUUCGGGGAUGAGAAAUCGUACUUCCGCCAUGCAGCUGCUCCACUUAUCAUACUCUCAAAAAAUUGGGCUCAAUACAUUAACAUUAACAGUGCAUCUCUAAAGACCUACGCUCAUGAUGAUACAUCAAUCGGAUCUUGGAUGAUGGGUGUCCAAGCAACAUACAUAGAUGACAAUCGCCUUUGCUGCUCUAGCAUAAAGCAAGAUAAGGUCUGUUCCCUGGCCUGAUGAUCAGAGGAGCCGGGUUCCUCCUGUCUCGUGAUUCUUUUGCUUCGGCGUACUGGGAGAAGCUGUUGUCGGGAUAUCCUUCUUGACAACAUCUAUUCAUUGGAUCCACCUCCAUUCAGGACCGGUGGAUUUCAGACCGAUUCUUUUUACACUCAGAGGUACGCCAGCUGCAGAUUCUUUUGACGGUAAGCAACAGGCUCAAACUAGAUUUUUGUAUAAAUCCAGUGUGCCGAUUGAUUGCAUUAUCUAGGCACGGAAUGAAGUUGCAAAUUACAACAGAGGGUUGGUCUUUGAGUAGAAUCACCAGAGUAGAGUUGUUGAUUGUGUGUCGACGAGGCUUCUUUUGGUUCUCUAGUUUGUUAGUUUGACAUCAGUUGUAAAUGUAUCUGCGGAGCAUUCGAGCCUGCUCAAGUAUUUAAUAGGUUAACUAACUCAUCAAAAUGACUCGCAAAACACUCAAAAGGCCAUGAAUCAAUGAGUAUCGAAGUGUAUGACUAAUGUGUAAGAUUCCUUUUGAUAACCUCAAGACUGGAGACUAUAGCUCCAUCAUUGGGAGGAGCAAUGCUUACAUUUAGACGGAGUCCAUGAAGUUGGUUCAACGCCUUGAAAUUUCUCAAACGUGAACUCCUCUUACAAUUUUUCUACAGUAUCACUUGCGAGGGAAGGAUAAGAGGAUGCCGACCUUUAAGAAGAUUCCAUGUAGUUCUCUCGUGCGAAGUUGGUUUAAAGCUUUGAGUUUUCUUAGAAUUUCAACUGUUCUUAAAAUCGUUGCCACAAACCACAAUACCAAUUGAGGGGAAGGGGAUAAUCGAUAAGAGAAUAUUGUAAUGUUGAUUUUAGGCCGACUCCAUCUAGUUCUCUCAUUUCAAGUGGGUUCAACGCCUUGAAUAUUCUCAAAAUGUGAACUACUCUUACAAUCGUUUCCAUAAUAUCACCUAGUGUUGUAUCCGGCCCGUUGGCCGGUUCGUGGUCAUUUGGGUAUUUUUUAUAUUUAAAUAUAGGUGGUUCGACUUUUAGUAUUGAGUACCGAUGGUGCGAAAGAGUACCUUGAUAGUUUAUUCUUUUUUACUUUGAGUGUCCAUUAACUUUAUAAUUUUUAUUGAAUCUGUGUUUCAUUCUAUACUUAACCAUACUAAGUUUAAGUUAGACAACAAAUGAAAUGAAAAGCUAUCUAGAAUCUAUAUUCAUGCCUUGAGAUAUUAAACUUCACUAAAUCAAAGCAACAAAUUUCAACAAAGAUCUAUAUUUUCGUUAUAUAUGAAAUAAGUAGCUUGCAAAUAUCAUUGUAUCACUAUUUUGAUUUAUAUAUUGUAGAUUGAUCAUCUAUUUGAAUUUCAAAGGAAAUAAUACACAAAAUGUUACUAUAGAUGUAUUACAUUUAAAUAGUUUAAAGAUAUAAAAUUCGAGGAAAAGAGGUAAAAUGUGGUAUGAAAAUAGAUUAUUUGGACAAUUAUGUAAAGCAUGGUCGUCCCAUGAUAUUUGGAGGCCCUCUUCAAAAAAUUAAAAUUAUCUAUUAUCUCUAUGAUUUCGUAUUCUCCAUGAGAUCCUUUUCAAUUUUUAUUAUAGAUAAAAUUAUCUAUUAAACUCUUCAUCAUACUCGUAAUAAAUCAACCAUACACUAAAAAUACAACCUACACUAUUUGAUCGGUAGUUAACGGAUCUAACUGGAGGCCCCUAAUAUUCAGAGGCCUUGUGCAGGCACUGCGAACUGACACACCCUCUUGGCCGGCCCUGAUGUAAAGCAACUAAGAUUCGGAAAUAUUAGUAUAGAUGUAUUAAAUUUGUAUAUUUAAAGGAGACGAAAAUGAAGAAUAUUUUGACUUGAAAUGACCUUUAUAUGUUAUUCAUCCAUUUGAACUUUAGUUACCGGAAUUCAAAGUUAACCUUUAACAAUAUGCUCAUAUUUUCAAAUGUUUAUUACCUAUGUUUUCAAAAGCGAAGCGGUUGUGGAUGGAAGAUGUCAAUGACUCAAGAUUAAUGGUUUAUCGUUAUACAACUAUUUUGGAAUUGUUAAUAGAAAUAUUCAUUCAUGUAAAUAGUAUAGAUGUAAAUAGUAGCAUAAUUAGGUUGAAGAAGUAUUUAAGUUGUUUUCGUAUUGGUUGGUCCACAAUCCCAAUGAGUCAUGAUAGAACGAAACUAAAAAUAAGUGAAGUUUAAAGAUGAUAGUAAAAAGAACAUUUUAUAUGGUUGCGAUUCAUUCAUUUUUCUUCGACUUUAAGCAAUUACAUACAAUAAAAAAAUCAAUUAUUUUUUUGUUCAAUUAUUUAAAGAAGAAUCCAAGGCACUGUUUGUGCAGGUUACUGUAUGGAGUACAGCUCUAAGCCAUAUUUGGCGAGAACGAUGUACCAGGCUCUAUGGCAAGAAGUCCAUCAUGCUGCUAGGAGAGUUGAUGAAUGAAAUUCAUAGCGAUGUCUUGUAUCGAGUGACAGGGGAUCCUAUUCCCUAGGCCGAGUUGGAGUAUAUAGAUAGAUUAUAGUUAUAGAAUUACUCUUUUUUAGUGUUAUAGCCCUUUGCUGGGUGAUUUUUGGUUGUAUUGUUUGAGAGGCACGUCAGGUUUUUCUGAUGGUUUGCUUGAGCUUAAUGCAAUUAUUGAUUUCACAUAACAAAAUAUAGAGUCAAUACGAUGUGGAUGGAAUUAUUAUUUAACCUAAGACUAAACAUGAUCGUAAUUGUACCUUUCGAAAUUUAAUGUAAAAAAUAAAAAAAUUAGACAUGCUUAUUUGAAAAUUAAAAGAAUAAAAAACAAUAGAAAUUGAUUGUAUUUUGCCAAGAUUUCCCAUUUUUCUUACUGUUCAUGUUUUCCAAAGUCACUGUGAAAUUAAGAUUCUCAAUCUUUUGAGGGUUGAAACUUGAUUUAUCUGUUUAACGUAAAAAUCCGAUGCGAAAAAAUCUAUUCAGAAGGAACCUCUUCGCAAACAUCCACGCCACAACAAUAUAUCAACUUCGUCAUCUCGAAAUUCAAUUUGCUAUCAUUAUCUCAUUGUGGAGCUAAACUACUUUAAAUAACCUCUGAUUUUUUCCCAACCACACAAAAUAAAUCUACAUAGAGCAAAGUCCAAAUAAUUAUUAUAAUAAUAUUUAUCUUAAACCAAAUAUUCAUUUCCCUUAAUCUUGAUCUCAUUUACAAAAAGAAAACCAAAAAAAGUCCAAUAAUAAUGAGUGACUCUUGAGUACAUCAACUUUUGAAAAAUGGACAAAAUUGCCCUUCCAUCAAAUAAGGAGAACCAAUCAAAGUGCAAGGUGGCAACAAUGACAUAGAGUGAAGUGCAUAAUAUAUUGUGUAGAUUGAGGGGAAGAGAUCAGAGGAUUGUUUAAUUUUAACUAUUUCGUAAAUAUUUUUUUUUAAAUUUUCAUUUUUUUCCAAAAGUACUCAAUAGUUGAUUAAAAUUAAUAAACAUUCAUGUGACACGGUCAAAUAAUUGAUUAUUUUUCAUGUCAUACUGACGAAAAGUUAAUGAUUUUACUAUGUAUUGUGUUUAUAAAAGGGUAAUGACUAUUUAUUAGCCAAAUUUUUUCCGGAUUUUUUAUUAGUUAAACCUAUCGAAAUAUUAAGAAUUAGUCAAAUGUUAACUUUUAGUUAGCAAUUUCGUUAGUAAUAUUGACUUGCAACAUGAUACUAACUUGGAAAAAAUACGAAGGUCAACAUUUCAAAAUUUUAGUAUUUUAACUAAGAAAAGAUUUACAAGGGCUAAUGUUGAAACCUUUCCUGAAGAAAAUAUCAUACCUGCCGCUGAAAAUUAUUAACGAUAACAUAAAAAUGGCUAAUAUUUUGAUGCAUUAUGAAAAUUUUGGUUAAUUAAUAACAUUUUAAAAAAUUUGAAUAAUUAAAAAAACAUUAGAAUAAAAAAUAGAUAUUACCCUUUAGAAUCCUACCACUUAUUUAUGGAGGUUCUCCAUCCAAACAUACUUCAUUCAAAAUUUCUAGCUCUCUCAGAGAAUUUAGAGAGGAUAUUUGUGUCAUGUUAAAUGUUAAAAAAACACCAUACACAUAAACCCUAAAAAAGUGGAUAUAAAGUAGCCGUCUCUCUAAAAAACGUCCUUUCUUAAUAAACUAACUUAUAACCCGGCCCGUUGGCCGGAAUGUUUAUAUUUUAAUAUUUAUAUUUAAUGUUAUGUUUAAGUCUAUUAAUUCGAUUAAGUUUAUUGAAAAUCAUUCAAUCGAGAUGCUACAUAAAGAAUGAAUAUAUAGGUCGAACAUUCAGGGAAAUACCCUCAUUUAAGAAUGUAAAAAUGUAUCAUUAUCCCAUUUUCAAAAUGAUAAUUAAGCCCUAUUAAAAUUAUAUUGGUUAAUAGAUUGUACAGAAAUAUAUAAUAUAAAAGCUCAUUAGAAUUACCACACGAUCUAUUGAUAGUUUGAAACUGAACUCACAAUCCCACAUAAAUGGUUCAAAGCUCUCCUCGAUGAAUAACAUGUCACUAAUAAAAAAGAAAUGGAUUUAUAAAAAAACAAAAAUGAAGAGUUGUUGAUUCAAGUAAAUCAUAUGCUAACAACUCAACUAAAAGGAGACCAUCAAAACUUGAGAGCAAAUGACAAAAUUAGAUUUACAUCUAAUAUACUAAUAGACUCGAUCAAAGUAAUGAGACACAAAAUUAGACACUCCUUAUCUAUAGGUUCCAGUAGUUUGAAUAGUGAAUCGACCUUAACUUUAGUAAAUCAAUCAAUGAUUCCUAGUUUUAACAUAAACAUAGGUUGUGGUAGUUGCAACAACCAUAACACCUAAAGAUCCAAUAGUUUCCACUCUUCGUUGUACAACAAACUUUUUAUCCCCUCCAUCUUCAAUCUCUCGACGUAUAUGUUUUAAACCAAAAUUCAAUUUCUAAUCCUCAUUCUGCAACUCCAUUUAUGCUACUUUGAUAGACCUUCUCUCCAUGAACCUGAAUUUCUCUUUAAUAGAGUUUCUUGUCAGCUUGAUCUCCAACUCCUCAAUCCUCUUACUUGUAUUUGGCCAACUCAUCUUCCUCGGGUCAGUUUUAAUAAGCUCGUAAAACUAACACUCAUCUUCAAUUCCAUCAAUAUGCUCUUCUCUUCCUUCUCCGUCUUCACCUGAUCCAGUUCACUUCCAUGCCCUUCAAUACCCUCUCCAUUUUCAUUAAUAUCCUGAUCAUCUACCGCUUCUCUCACUUCAACUGCUCCGAUUUUGCUUCUAUGUCUUUCAAUACCCUCAUUGGUUCAAUCACUACCCUGACCAACUACCUCUUCACUGCCUUCACUUGUUGCAAACUACUUCCAUGACUUUUUACACACCUUCCUCAAAAUCACAGUCAACUAACCAAUAUCAAUCCAUGGCCUUGGAUCAGUUUUAAACUCUCUAUGAACAUCUCAAUACCACAAAGUCUAAAUCUAAAUAUUCUUUCAAUUAAUUAUGAACUUGAGUUUAUCAAAAUCUAAUCCACUCCUUCUAUGUUGGAACUCCCAUCCCCCAAGCUCAUUUUUGGUUCAUUUGAUCCCACAUAACCAUGAUAUUAUACCUAUAACUAAAAUAAAUCAAUAUAUUUUACGAAAAGAAAACGAACCAUGAACUUUACCUGCUACCAAAUCCAAACACAAUUUCUUCCUCUCACCACAUCCCUUCCCAAACCCAAUAUCAACUUUUACUCCAAGUUCACACCCACAACUCCCAGUGUGUUGUGUGAAAGCUUAAUUUUAGCAAUCAUUAUGCUUGCAAUUAGAUUAAUGGACACCAGCAAACGCCAAAAUUCCACCAGACGAUGAGUUGUCUUCACUUUGAGUUUGUCGUAAAAUUGCUGGCCUGAUAUGUUUAUCAGUUUGGAGGCCAUAUGAUGAGCAAUACCGAAUCAGUUGCAGCGAAGUUACCGGUCACAGUAAUGACAAUGUGUAACAUGUGUUAACAAACGCGAAUAUGUGAAACAUGAGAUCGUCCUUAGUUACGCGACAUGUAAAUUGGUUCAUUUGGUAUGGAGGACACAAACCGUUAAAAUUUUAAAUUAUUUGGGUGAGUUUGUAUUUAGUGUUUUCAAAAUCGUGGUAUAUGAGUUAGGUGGUUAAAUUAUCUAAACCCAAACGAACCGACCCACGUACACCCCUAGGAAGAUUUUCAAAACUUAGUAUUUAACCGGACAAAAGUGUUCAGAGAACCAGUCCCCUAUAGUUUGCAGAAAGAUAUGAUUGCUUCACUAUAGUUAUGGAAAUUAAUGGUUAAAGAAUUCUAUAUCGCUUCUACAUAUUCAAUACUAUAAUUUGAUAUGAAAUAUUCGAACCAACAAUAUUUUGGUUGCAAAUUUAUGGUUAUCGUCUAUUUAUAAGAUAGAUAAAAUUUUAAAUUAAGUAUUAAACUAUAAUUAAAAUAAAAAAUAUCAAAAUCGAAGUAUCAAAAUACUAAAUAAGUACUUACGGAAUAUUUAUUGGGCUAGCUAACUGUUGAAAAGUUAUGUGAUUUCAUAUUUUAGCUUGGUAUAUAUUUUUAAUUAAAAAAUACAACAAAUCUACAUAGUCUGAUUGAUUUUAAACCUUCACUUUGUUUGAAUUGACCAUGGUUCAAAUCUCAAUAUGUCUAUCUUUUUCUGUAAAUAAAUAAAAAUACAGAUAAUUGUGAAGACAAAAAUGUCAUUCCUAAUUUCCUUCUCAUUGCGUGAAAUUUGAAAAGGGAGAUUAAGUUUCAAAUAAUUAAAUCAUAUACCCUAAAUCUAUAGAACUUAAACCCUAAUAUCAUAUACUAAGAACAUAAUCAAUGAUUCUGAUUCACCAAGAUGUAUACAACAUACCAUAUGCACUAUAUUAGGUUUUAGAGUUUAGUUACGUGAUUAAUCUAUGGUCUAAAUAAUGUUAUUUAACUAAAGAGAUGCACUAACCCUCAAUCCAUCGAGCGUACCAUAGAAUUUCCAAUGUAUAUACAGGUACCAUUGUUUGUUAAAUUUAGCCAAUGAUAAUUGGCUCAUUUGUCAAUGGUAUUUACUAUUUAGUCUUUCAAUUCUAUGCUUAUAAUUGUCAACCAUUAGGGAAAUUGUUAGCCAAUGAUUUUUGGUCAUUCACUUAUAGGCUAUAGCAUUGAAAAUGUCUCGUUACAAAACCAUAGAUCACAAAUGUCAAAUUUUAUGUUUUGAAAUAAAAUUUUGUAUAGCACUUUUGUAAACAAUCCUUGUAUUCCUACAAACUACAAAGUCAUGUAACCUAAUAAAUGUAAAAGUUGUAAGACAUACAUAAACUCAAAAUAUACUAUUUGAUUCUUGGUGAAGAAUAGUGUGAUUAGAAGAACUCACUUAGUUGAUUCAUAAAGCCAGGUAUAUCAUGAUGAUUCACUUUGUAAAUAAUUACAGUUAUUAAUUAAUUCGAUGAUUAAUUGUUGCGGUGGAUUGUCCCAUGAUUUUGAGAUAUUUCAGUAUUUUGUCUCUUUAAUUCAAAAAAUACAUAAACAUUGUUGCAGUCCAGUUGGUUAGGAAUAUUGGCUAUCAAUCUGAAGGACUUGAGUUCAAGUCUUUGUAAUGACAUUUUCUUUCCGAAAGAAGAUAUUUAAGUUCUAAGUUGAACUUACAAAUUUACCCCUAGCUACAAUUAAGGAGAGUGCAAGGAAUUUGAAAUGUAUAGGACUCGAGUUCAAGUAUUUGUAAUGAUAUGUAAGUUCUAAGUUGAACUGAUAAAUUUACCCUUAGCUACAAUUAAGGAGAACUGCUAUAUAUUACAGAGGGACGAUGAGAAAAGUAAUUUUGAUUAAAACUUAGUAUGUUAUAAAAACUUUCGUAGUGGAUAUAAGGUAGCCAUAUAAUUAAUAAUUCACAAUUAAUUAUUAUAUAUUUUAUUUAAUAAAUCAUUUAAAAACAUAAAAAACAGUGAGAAUAAUAAUUUUUGUUACAAAUUUUCAGGCAUCUAAUUAGAGCUCUCCACUUAGCAAAUUUCCUCUCCUUAAUUCUUAAUACCCAUUUCUAAAAAAAAUCUCUCUACCCUAACAUUUAGAAAAAUUAUAUUUAAUGUGAUUUGAACAAUGACAUUCAUUCCAAUAUGAUUUAAACUAAAAUAUUUGUCCUUCUAAGAACUUGGUCAAAGUCACGUGUUAUGUUCAUUCAUGACAAUGAUACUAGGAAUUAUAAAAUGCUAUAUAGUAUUGGUGUUAUAGUUUUCCCCCUUUAUGAUACAAUAUGAAAUUGUACCUUUAACGUUAUGGUACAACUUCAGAUUGUACCUAUACAUUUUGUACAAAUUCUUUUAUGGUACAACUUGAACUUGUACUUUUAUUUGAUGGUACAACUUCAAGUUAUAAAGUUGUACCAUAACAUAAUGAUACAAAUCCUUUAUGGUACAACCUAAACUUAUACAUUUAAUGUUAGUGUACAACUUUAAGUUGUACACUAAAACACCGAUGUUAUAUAGCAUAAUAGAAGUGCUCUCAUAAGUACACCAAUAUAGUAUGAAAUUUCUAAAAUCUUAGUAUAAUUGUAUUAUAUCGUUACUAAAUUGUAUACAUAUCGCUUCCAUUCCCAUUUCAAUUUUAAAGUUACAUAUAUUAAAUAGAAAAUUUAUAUUUAAUAUGAUUUACACAAUAAUUUUUGUUCUGAUAUGUUUCAAAUGAAAAUUAUCCUUCUAAAUAACAUGGUUGCAGACAUGUGUUAGGUUUUUUUUUUAUGAUAAUGAUACGUAAUGUAACACCCCGUGUUCCGGUUUAAGUUCGACCGAAUGGUUGGAUUGACGGUUACAUACGAUGGGAUAAAACCGCAAAUUAGGAAUAAUAGCAUUAUCAUUAUUGUUAUUAUAUUAUAUUAUUAUUGUUUAAAAAAAAGGGGGGAAGGGAGACGGAAAAUCCCCCCAUCCGUGACCCCUCUCUCUCUCCUGUGGCCAAUUAAUUGGUCAUUCAGCUUCCCUUCCACACAACAACGAAAAUGGCAGGAAGAAGAAAGGAAUGAAAAGAAAGUAAAACCCCAGUCCUAUUCUUUAUCUCGCUCUCUCACUCUCUAGCUCCUUCAACAGCCGUCGUCGAGUGCGAAGAGUUGGAAAAGUUACAUGAAAUGGUGCGGAUAGGGGAGAGGAGCUGGGAGUCAUCGUCACCGGAGGAACGUGAAAGAGUGAUCAUAAUCCGUUGAUGGGGAGAUGAGGAAGAGGUAAGGAUCUAUUUUAUUGAAUUCGAUAAUGUUGAUGACUACCGUAAUGGACUAGCUAGCUGCUCUACGUCAAGGGCUAAAUUUUAUGAUUUAGAGGAAGCUUUAGAGGGGAAGGAAGGUUACAGCUUGGUCCAUUUAAUUUUAGAAUCGGUUUGGCAAGGUAAAUUGUUGGCGCUUACAAUAAAGCGAUCUCAUGCUUAUGAAUUAGGAUGAGGGGGGAAUGGAAUUGGUUGAUCAAUUAAUUUGGACAAGAGAUAGGAGAGAUUGGUGUAGUAGUUAUAAUAAUGAUCUUGAAAGUACCCAUAAGAAAGGUGGAAUGCAUGAAUUGGGAAUUGGGUACGUAACGUGGUGAUGAUCAUUGGUGCGUUAAGGUGAGGAAGAAGGUAAUUUGGAGCAACAAGUCUAACUUUGGCAUUAUCUGGGUAGUGGGUAGUUAUAAGUAGUGGGGCUAUCAUAUAUGCGCCCAAUAAUGAUCAAUGAGAGGAUUAGUGCAUGGAUUUAACGAUGAAGUUGUAGAUCACCUAUAUAUGGGUUCUAAAAUUAGAGAUAAUUGCUACAUGCUCUCGCGAUAGAGAAAGGAAAAGGGAACGAUAUCAUAAUAGCGGGCAAAGGAAUGGACCAGGGGAAAGCAUGGUUCUCGCGAAUUCAAGUCAACAAGGUUACAUGGUGAGUGUAAAGGGGGUAAAAUCUCUGUCAAGAUCUUUUUAGUUUAUGCUUUUCGUUCAAGUUAUUAAUUAGUUAAUUUUUGAGUAAUAUGCGAUGUGUGUGUGAGGCAUCCCACCGCCUGUAAGGGUGGAGGCACGCGUUGUGCUAUGUAUGAAUGUAUGUGAUGUUUGUAUGGUUGAUGAUAUGAGGAACCACCGGGCGGUUGGGCCACUACUGGACGCGGUAGAUGGUCAGGUCACUACUGGACGGCGAUACGUAACGCAGUAGUUGACCGGGCAUGAACUGGACGGCGAUACGUAACGCAGUACCAUUGCCUUGAGGAUAUGGACACCGGACGACGAUACGUAACGCGGUGAUUCCCUAGUAAUAAGUAUAUAAGUUAAGGAAGUAGUAGAGAACUUCUAUGUUUUGAGGAUAAAAGUUGAGAACCUCUUAGGAGUUAAUGUUGAAAUGAGUUGAUAAGGUUGAUUAUUUAAGAGCAGAAAGCGAGAACGGCUUUCAUGCUAGGAAGGCAUUCCCUUAAUAAUGUGUUUAGUAAGGAGUUCGCCUAGGGCAAAGACCUUAGGAAGUAACGACGAGACUGACCCCUUCUCACUCACCAGGUCGAGGGAAGGUUAGCAGAAGUGGAUCGCGAGGUGAAGCAGGGAGAGGCGAGUAGCGGUAUCAUCGUUGACGUAAUAUCAGGAAGCUCAUGAGGAGUCAAGUUAGAAUAGUUAAAUUUUAUUGUUUCAUGGUUAUUAGUAUAAACUGGAGAUUCUGUGUUAAGUUAUUUUAAGUGUUUGAGAUUGAGAUUUUGCCCAGGUGUUGAGGCUUUUUGUUUAAAAUUCUUCAAUAGUGUCAGUUUGUUUAUUUUAAAAUGUGGUUUGGGUUGCUCCAGAGUAACCAGUUUUUGGGUUGAGUUAUGGUUUGGUUUUUGAAAAAGAUCGGGAUGUUACCCAUAAUUACACAAAUAUGGUGUGGAAUCGGUAAAUUUUGAGUAUAAUUUUUGUACAAUGGUAGAAUAAAACUGAAAUUAUUGU
Molecule: messenger RNA, 12282 nt
Organism: Linum trigynum
Lineage: Eukaryota; Viridiplantae; Streptophyta; Magnoliopsida; Malpighiales; Linaceae
Source: the annotation of a GenBank genome assembly